GAAACGCUCGUAGUCACAAAGGGGGGAACACGUGGGCGCAGAUUGCCCGGGCGGCUGUCGCAGGGAUCUAGGGUCACCGGGAGGACCGCCCACCAUCCCCGCCCGCCGGACGCCUCAGCCCCGGCUGCCAGGCCCGUCUAACUUCGGCCGGCGCCCGGCUAUGAGGUGGAUGCCCGGCUCUGUGUGACCAUCUCCCUCCAGUAGGGUUUUUCCACCUCGUUCGGACUUCCUGCACAACCAUGUCCAUUCUCUACGUCUCUCCUCACCCCGAUGCCUUCCCCAGCCUCCGAGCCCUCAUAGCUGCCCGCUACGGCGAGGCUGGGGAGGGUCCAGGAUGGGGAGGAGCCCACCCCCGCGUCUGUCUUCAGCCGCCCCCGGCCAGCAGGACUCCCUUUCCCCCACCCCGCCUGCCCGCCCUGGAGCAGGGGCCCGGUGGGCUCUGGGUGUGGGGAGCCACGGCCGUGGCCCAGCUGCUGUGGCCAGCAGGCCUGGGGGGCCCUGGAGGUAGUCGGGCCGCUGUCCUUGUCCAGCAGUGGGUCAGUUACGCAGACACGGAGCUAAUACCAGCUGCCUGUGGGGCAACGCUGCCAGCUUUGGGACUCCGAAGCUCUGCCCAGGACCCCCAGGCUGCGCUGGGGGCCCUGGGCAGGGCCCUGAGCCCCUUGGAAGAAUGGCUUCGGUUGCACACUUACCUGGCUGGGGAGGCCCCGACUCUGGCUGACCUGGCAGCUGUCACAGCCUUGCUGCUGCCAUUCCGUUACGUCCUGGAUCCCUCUGCCCGGCGGAUCUGGGGCAAUGUGACCCGCUGGUUUAUCACCUGUGUCCAGCAGCCAGAAUUCCGGGCCGUGCUGGGAGAGGUGGUUCUGUUCUCAGGGACCAGGCCUGCCUCCCAACAGCCAGGCCCCGAGGUCUCUGCACCCACAAAGACAGCUGCUCAACUCAAGAAAGAGGCAAAAAAGCGGGAGAAGUUAGAGAAAUUCCAACAGAAGCAGAAGAUCCAACAGCAGCAGCCACCCCCUGGGGAGCAGAAGAAACCAAAACCAGAGAAGAGGGAGAAGAAACGGGAUCCUGGGGUCAUUACCUAUGACCUCCCAACCCCCCCUGGGGAGAAGAAAGACGUCAGUGGCACGAUGCCUGACUCCUACAGCCCUCAGUACGUCGAAGCUGCCUGGUACCCUUGGUGGGAGCGGCAGGGCUUCUUCAAGCCCGAGUAUGGGCGUUCCAGCGUGUCGGCCCCCAACCCCCGGGGCACCUUCAUGAUGUGCAUCCCGCCCCCCAACGUGACAGGCUCCCUGCACCUGGGCCACGCGCUCACCAACGCCAUCCAGGACUCCCUGACCCGAUGGCACCGCAUGCGCGGCGAGACCACCCUGUGGAACCCGGGCUGUGACCAUGCGGGCAUCGCCACCCAGGUGGUGGUGGAGAAGAAGCUCUGGCGCGAGCAGGGGCUGAGUCGGCACCAGCUGGGCCGCGAGGCCUUUCUGCGCGAGGUCUGGAAGUGGAAGGAGGAGAAAGGUGACCGGAUUUACCACCAGCUGAAGAAGCUCGGCAGCUCCUUGGACUGGGAUCGGGCCUGUUUCACCAUGGAUCCCAAACUGUCAGCAACCGUGAUCGAGGCCUUCGUCCGGCUCCACGAGGAAGGUGUCAUCUAUCGCAGUACCCGCCUUGUCAACUGGUCCUGCACCCUCAACUCUGCCAUCUCGGACAUCGAGGUGGAUAAGAAGGAGCUGACGGGCCGCACGUUGCUGUCCGUGCCUGGUUACAAGGAGAAGGUGGAGUUUGGGGUCCUCGUCUCCUUUGCCUACAAGGUCCAAGGCUCAGACAGCAACGAGGAGGUGGUGGUGGCAACAACUCGGAUCGAGACCAUGCUGGGAGACGUGGCUAUAGCUGUGCACCCCGAAGACCCCAGAUACCAGCACCUGAAGGGGAAGAGCGUGGUCCACCCAUUCGUGUCCCGGAGCCUCCCCGUCAUCUUCGAUGAUUUUGUGGACAUGGAGUUUGGCACAGGUGCGGUGAAGAUCACCCCCGCACACGACCAGAACGACUACGAGGUUGGGCAGCGGCACGGGCUGGAGGCCGUCAGCAUCAUGGACGCGCGAGGGGCACUUGUCAACGUGCCCCCACCUUUUCUGGGUCUGCCCAGGUUCGAGGCCAGAAAGGCUGUGCUGGCGGCGCUAAAGGAGCGGGGACUCUUCCGCGGCGUUGAGGACAACCCCAUGGUGGUGCCGCUUUGCAACCGCUCCAAGGACGUGGUGGAGCCCCUGCUGCGGCCCCAGUGGUACGUGCGCUGUGGGGAGAUGGCCCAGGCCGCCAGCGCUGCCGUGACGAGGGGCGACCUCCGCAUCCUGCCGGAAGCCCACCAGCGGACGUGGCAUGCCUGGAUGGACAACAUCCGGGACUGGUGCAUCUCCCGGCAGCUGUGGUGGGGCCACCGCAUCCCGGCCUAUUUUGUCACCGUCAGCGACCCGGCUGUCCCCCCAGGGGAGGACCCUGAUGGGCGGUACUGGGUCAGUGGGCGCACCGAGGCCGAGGCUCGCGAGAAGGCAGCCAAGGAGUUUGGAGUGUCCCCAGACAAGAUCAGUCUCCAGCAAGAUGAAGAUGUACUGGACACUUGGUUCUCCUCCGGCCUCUUCCCCUUCUCCAUCCUGGGCUGGCCCAACCAGUCAGAAGAUCUGAGUGUGUUCUACCCCGGGACACUGCUGGAGACGGGCCAUGACAUCCUCUUCUUCUGGGUGGCCAGGAUGGUCAUGCUCGGUCUGAAGCUCACUGGCAAGCUUCCCUUCAGGGAGGUCUACCUCCACGCCAUCGUGCGGGAUGCCCAUGGCCGGAAGAUGAGCAAGUCUCUGGGCAACGUCAUCGACCCCCUGGACGUUAUCCACGGCGUCUCCCUGCAGGGCCUGCACAACCAGCUGGUGAACAGCAACCUGGAUCCCAGUGAGAUGGAGAAGGCCAAAGAGGGGCAGAAGGCAGAUUUCCCAGCGGGGAUCCCCGAGUGCGGCACCGACGCUCUCCGCUUUGGACUGUGCGCCUACACCUCGCAGGGCCGUGAUAUCAACCUGGAUGUGAACCGGAUACUGGGGUACCGCCAUUUCUGCAACAAGCUCUGGAACGCCACCAAGUUUGCCCUCCGUGGCCUUGGGAAGGGUUUCGUCCCCUCUGCCACCUCCGAGCCUGGAGGCUGCGAGAGCCUGGCGGACCGCUGGAUCCGUAGCCGGCUGACUGAGGCCGUGAGGCUCAGCAACCAGGGUUUCCAGGCCUACGACUUCCCGGCCAUCACCACCGCCCAGUACAGCUUCUGGCUCUACGAGCUCUGUGACGUCUACCUGGAGUGCCUGAAGCCUGUGCUGAACGGGGUGGACCAGGUGGCGGCCGAGAGCGCCCGCCAGACCCUCUACACCUGCUUGGACAUCGGCCUGCGGCUGCUCUCACCUUUCAUGCCCUUUGUGACCGAGGAGCUGUUUCAGAGGCUGCCCCGGCGGACGCCGCAGGCCCCCCCUAGCCUCUGUGUCACCUCCUACCCGGAGCCUUCAGAGUGCUCCUGGAAGGACCCCGAGGCAGAGGCCGCCUUCGAGCUGGCCCUGAGCAUCACUCGAGCUGUGCGCUCCCUCCGUGCUGACUACAACCUCACCCGGAUCCGGCCUGACUGUUUCCUGGAAGUGGCUGAUGAGGCCACGGGUGCCCUGGCAUCGGCAGUGUCAGGCUAUGUGCAGACGCUGGCCAGCGCUGGUAUAGUAGCUGUUCUGGCUCUGGGGGCUUCUGCACCCCAGGGCUGUGCCGUGGCCCUGGCCUCUGACCGCUGCUCCGUCCACCUGCAGCUGCAGGGGCUGGUAGACCCAGCCCGGGAGCUGGGCAAACUGCAGGCCAAGCGUGACGAGGCGCAGCGGCAGGCCCAGCGUCUGCAGGAGCGCCGUGCCGCCUCCAGCUACUCUGUCAAGGUGCCCCUCAAAGUCCAGGAGGCAGAUGAAGCUAAGCUCCAGCAGACGGAAGCAGAGCUCAGGAAGGUGGAGGAGGCCAUCGCCCUAUUUCAGAAGAUGCUGUGAUAGACUCACCUCCAGCCCUCAUGACCCCCAGUGGUCCACCGUGGGGAUGGCAGCAAUAAAAUAUUUUGCCACAAAA
Molecule: messenger RNA, 4116 nt
Organism: Phacochoerus africanus (Common warthog)
Lineage: Eukaryota; Metazoa; Chordata; Mammalia; Artiodactyla; Suidae
Gene: VARS1
Product: valyl-tRNA synthetase 1
Exons: 30
Coding region: 240-4040 (1266 amino acids)
Biological process (GO): valyl-tRNA aminoacylation
Cellular component (GO): cytosol
Molecular function (GO): ATP binding; aminoacyl-tRNA deacylase activity; valine-tRNA ligase activity
Source: RefSeq, a predicted model, not a curated record